This is a messenger RNA of Triticum aestivum (bread wheat), 805 nucleotides long. RefSeq names its product zinc finger protein 4-like. The coding region runs from base 114 to 581 and encodes 155 amino acids. The record is from RefSeq and is a predicted model, not a curated record. Lineage: Eukaryota; Viridiplantae; Streptophyta; Magnoliopsida; Poales; Poaceae. The transcript has a single exon. Gene Ontology annotation, molecular function: DNA-binding transcription factor activity.
CCGCCCCGGCCCCGCGCCACUCUCUCUGCCUCUUCUUCUUCCUCCACACGGCCACACACACGCCCGCGCGCACGCAGCACCUUCCACCCACUUGCUUGCUCCGGCCAUCGACCAUGGAGGGCGAGGCGCCGCAGUCGCACCAGCUGCUGCUCCACGGCGUCAGCCUCGACCUGCGCCUCGACACGACGGCGCACCAGCAGCGCGGCGCCCGGCGCCCGGCGUCCCCUGCGCCUACUCCCGUGGCCCUCGACCAGGCCGGCAAGGAGGCCUUCGCCUGCAACUACUGCCACCGCAAGUUCUUCAGCUCGCAGGCGCUCGGCGGCCACCAGAACGCCCACAAGCUCGAGCGCACGCUCGCCAAGCGCAGCCGCGACGCCUCCGCCACCGCAGCGGCGGCAACCGCCACGCCUUCCUCUCACUGGCUCCACGGCGGUGGCGGGGAGCUCUGGACGUACUCUGCUUCGGCCGCUGCCCCGGAUUCCACGACGAUGGCGCCCCUGAUGGGCAUGGGCUGGGCUGGUAGCACAACAGCGGACGGCGGGGAGGCGGUGCCGGAGAUGGACCUGUCGCUCAAGCUCUGAGUCUGAGCACUAGCUAGCGUGUCAACAAGUAGUGCUCAAUUCAUUGUUGCAUGCACCUGGCGAUUAAUUAUUUAUUUAUUGAGAUUACAUGCAAUGCAAUUGAUUGCUUCAGCUCAUCGAUCUAUAAAUAAAUACACAGCCCUUUGAGUCUGUUAUUUUUUAACCUUAAUUAGAUUACUGGAUAACAGAUCAGACAAGCUACCCAUAUCUUAAUUACAUGCACA